Messenger RNA from Raphanus sativus (radish), 1413 nucleotides. RefSeq lists its product as uncharacterized. The record is from RefSeq and is a predicted model, not a curated record. Lineage: Eukaryota; Viridiplantae; Streptophyta; Magnoliopsida; Brassicales; Brassicaceae. The transcript is spliced from 2 exons. Bases 463 to 924 code for a protein of 153 amino acids.
AGGAUUAUUUUAGAUUCAAGAACUAUUCAAAUUUAAUGUGUAAUUAAGCAGGACACAUAAAAAAUAAUGGAGUAUUUUUUUUAGCUACAAAAAUCAGAAAAUGGCUUUAUAAUCUGAUUGAAAACCAUUUUCUUCGUCCAUACCCUACCAAAACGAAUAUCUUGAACGAAUGGCUACAUAAAGUUAGAGUGUUAUUCAAGGAAAAUUAGCCACCAUUGUCCUAAUCUCAAGUUCUGUUCACAUAUUACAUUACCUAAAAUAAUACUCCAAAUAAGUUCAUUUAUUAUGUUUUUUGCUUCCUUGAUUAUCCAUUUCUCGAUGUCUUCCUUAUCGAAGCAAAGAACAAAGGAGUUCCUUCAAACCAAAUAUCCUAAAUCACUAUAAUAUGUUAGGAUAUAGUUUGUUCUUUAAUUUCUUCUAUUGUCUUUCUAUUUCUCAUUCCACUCUCUUAUUCAAGAUUUCAUGGAAGAUCUUAACACAUAUGUGGCUGAUUGCGUCGUUGUAUCGUGUUGUUGCAAUUGUCUUGUACUCCAAAUCGUGAUCUUCAUCUUCCUUGGACUUCCUCAAAAGCUGGUCAAGAACACGAGAAAGUGCUACACAAAAUGGGGAAUAAACCGAAGAAAAAGAAUGGGGCUUGGUUGCGAAUGUCAAGAAAACAUAGGGGUUGAUCCAGAAUGGAGAAAAGAGAUUAUGAGUAUAGAGAUGGAAGGUUUUGGGUGUAUAGAAGAAGUUGAAAAAGCUUUGGAGGAGUUUUCAAAGAAUGGUGAGUUUAUGUUUGGGAGCUUCUGGGGACAAGAACGGGUUCUAAAUUCUUCGUCAAUGUCAAGUUGUGUUAAUGACAACAUUGACUUAAGAUUUGAAUUAAGAAAUGAAAAGGCUUCCUUCGAAAAAGAAUCAAUUCAGGACAGAACUACAAAUGUGUGAAAACAAAGAGGCAUGUACUCUUACGGGUAAGAAAACCAGCAUAUGCAUUAUUACAAUGACUACCCAAAGAAGUAACAGAAAUGAAAACAAAACUUUAGAUAAGAGAACUCUUUUAGCAAAAAAAAAAAAACUUUAGAUAAGUGAACUCUUCCAACAACGACAAUAACAGCGGCCAUUCUCUCUGGUCGUCCACAACAGUCUCACAAGUUGCAAAGUCUAUCUCAAAAGUCACUGUUCUACACUCUUUCUCAAGCAAACACUCUAUGAACCACAACCGCGCUUCCACAUCCACAGUGUAAGGCAGUAAGAAGGACAUGCUCUUUACUAUACUUUCUACGUCCAAAAAUUGGGUUCCAAUUCCAUCAUCAUAUAAAUCUUUAGGCGCAUCCGCUUACUGAUCAUUGUCAUGCUAUGAUCCAUCAAAUUGGCAUACAAAAAACCUCCUAUCAUGGUGUUUUUAUUUUUUUAAAUAUUAGGAAGUUUUAGGCU